UGGUGUCGUAGUGGCACCAGGGGCCGUUGAGGUGGCACCAGGGCUGUUGCGGUAGCAGCGGGGCUGUGCCAGGGCUGUUGCGGUGGCACCGGCGCGGUGGGUGCGGCACUGGGAGCUGCCUUGGUGGCACCGGCGCUGCGGUGGUGGCACCAGAGGCUUUGGUGGCAGCAGCGGGACCGCACCGGGGCUGUUGUGUUCCUCCUGGCACUGCUGUGCCCCCCCAGUGCCAGGCACGGGCAUCGGUGAGACAAAAGGGAGCGUAACCGAAUCCCCCACGUGACGCACCGGAGCCGUCCCAGCUCUGCCACCGGCACCGCCGCGAUGUGACCCCCCCGUGCCACCCUGCCCCUCCCCCCAACUUUGGGCACCCUCCGUGCCCUGCAGCUGCGCCGCUGUCAGCCGGAGCCGGGACAUGAGCUCAGCGGGGUGGCUCAGCCUCUGCGGAAGGACUUUCGCGGGGGGGCUCUAACUGCUGUGUGUGGCCCCCCCAGACCCGCAGCGAGCUGAGGAUGAGCCAGGGGGUCCCAGCAACCUGCCCCCCCCCCGCGGCACAGGGGUGGAGCUGAGCUGAGGUCCCCAAGCUGCUGCUCAUCUCCUGCCCCCCCCCCGCAGAGCUCCCCCAAGAUGUCCUACUUCACUGAGCACUUCUGGGGCGAGAAGCUGCUGGGCUUCGAUGUGCUGUACCACAACAUGAAGCAUGGACACAUCUCCACCAAGGAGCUGGCAGACUUCGUCCGGGAGAGAGCUGCCAUCGAGGAGAACUAUGCCAAGGCCAUGGUGAAGCUCUCCAAGAUGGCCACGAACGGGACCCAGCUGGGGACUUUCGCCCCUCUGUGGGAGGUGUUCCGGAUCUCCUCGGACAAGCUGGCACUGUGCCACCUGGAGCUGAUGAGGAAGCUGCAGGACCUCAUCAAGGAGAUCUCUCGCUACGGGGAGGAGCAGGGCAGGGUGCACAAGAAGUCCAAGGAGGAGGUGGCAGGGACGCUGGAGGCUGUGCAGCUGCUCCAUGGGGUGGCACAGCUGCUGCCCAAGUCCAAGGAGAGCUACCACAGCAAGUGUCAGGAGUACGAGCGGCUGCGCAAGGAGGGCACCAGCCAGAAGGAGAUCGACAAGGCGGAGCUGAAGUGGCGCAAGGCAGGGGAGGCUCUGCGGCGGGCGGUGGACAAGUACAACUCUGCCCGCGCCGACUUCGAGCAGAGGAUGCUGGACUCGGCCAUGCGUUUCCAGGAGGUGGAGGCAGCUCACCUGCAGCACAUGAAGGGCCUCAUCAGCUCCUACUCACACUCGGUGGAGGACACUCACGUCCAGAUCGGGCAGGUGCAUGAGGAGUUCAAGCAGAACGUGGAGAACAUUGGCACCGAGAUGCUGCUGCGGAGGUUCGCCGAGAGCAAGGGCACAGGGCGCGAGCGGCCAGGAGCCUUGGAUUUCGACGAGUACCGCCUGGCCCCAGUGCAGGAAGGACCUAAAAGGAGCCGCAGUAAAGCGUUCCGGAUCCCUGGGUUGAGCCGGAAAGAGAGGGAUCGAGAUGCUGGGGAGUCCCCGGAUGCUGAGCUGGGCUGCCCGGAGGUGGAUGAGGAUGGCUUCACCGUGCGCCCGGACACCUCCCGCUCGGAGGGGGACCCCCGCGGCUGCUCCUCCAGCGAUUCGGAUUACGACGAGGAGGAGCCUCGCAGGUUUUACGUCCACAUCAAACCGGUGCAGCCGCGGGACGGAGCCGCCAGCGCCGAGGCCGCCGUGGAGCAGCUCAAGGCCACCGUGGGGAACCUCAUCCUGAACCCCGCCCUGGGGGGCACUGUCAAGCGACACUCGUCCAGGCAUUUGGCACCUCUGACCCCAGCCCCAAGCGAUGCAGACUCUGAGGGGCCCCUGGCAGGAGGUGCCAGAGGGUGCCCAGCAGCAGAGGUGAACAGUGGCCCCGGGAAAGCCCCUCCGGACCCCUUGCCCCCAGCUGCUCUCUUCGGGCCCCCCCUGGAGUCUGCCUUCGAAGCAGAGGACUUCCCAGCCCCCCGUGCCUACGUCCUCACCUCUUCUUCCUCCCCCUUCUCCUCUUCCUCCCCGGAGAACGUGGAGGACUCCGGCUUGGAUUCACCCUCGCACCCCCCCCCCGGGCCCUCCCCCGACUCCAGACCCUGGACACCGCAGAGCCCCCCCCCCAAGCCGGACCCCCCGCACCCAGCGCCCCCCAGCACCGCCCCCCCCCGCGGCACCUGGGGGGCAGGACCCCGCAGCCCCCCCGGCCGCCCCCCCGAGCCCCCCAACUUCACUGCCUUCAGCGGGCAGGGGGCUGGGGGGCUCUGGGAGGAGGCGGGGGGGGGAGCCGCUGCCCGGGCCCGCAGCGCCCCCCCCCGAGAAGCUUCCUCCCCAGACCCCUUUGGGGAGCCCUGGGUCAGAGCCCAGAGCCCCAGCAGGGAGCAGCAGCCCCCCCCCAGAGCUUCUUCCAACUCGGCUUCCUCCUCCUCCUCCCCGGCCCCCCAGAGUGGGGGGGAGUCCUCCAGCCCCUCCCCCUGGGCCGGCCAAGGGGCAGGGACCUCAGCGGCUCCUGCAGCUCAGCCUGAGCAGGACGCUCUCCCUGCCCACCCCACCGCAGCCCCCCGGGAGGUGCCACUGGUGGCCCCCCCGCGGCGGUCCCGUAGCAGGAGGGCAGCAGCUGGCACGGCCGCGGGCAGCAACAGCGACCUGUCUCGGUCGCUGAGCCCCUCCCCCUCCUGGAGCUGUGCCCCCUCCCACUCUGCCCCUGCCAGCCUGGGCGAGAGAGGCUUCUUCAGCGUGCCCCCCCCGGCGCUCGGGCUGUCUCGGGGCCCCAGCCCCGUGGUGCUGGGCUCCCAGGAUGCACUGCCUGUGGCCACUGCCUUCACCGAGUAUGUCCAUGCCUACUUCAAGGGGCACGACACUGACAGCUGCCUGGUGAAGGUGACAGGGGAGCUGACCAUGUCCUUCCCUGCUGGCAUCAUCCGGGUCUUCAGUGGCACCUUGGCACCUCCUGUGCUCAGCUUCCGCCUGCUCAACGCCGCUGCCAUCGAGCAGUUCCUGCCCAACACUGACCUGCUUUACAGUGACCCCUCCCAGAGUGACCCCAGCACCAAGGACUUCUGGCUGAACAUGGCAGCCCUGACUGGGCACCUGCAGAAGCAGGCAGAGCAGUGCCCAGCUGCUUCCUACUACAACGUGGCCCUGCUCAAGUACCAGUUCUCCCGGCUGGGUCCCGCCUGGGCACCGCUGCGGCUCUGCGUGCGCUGGGACUGCUCCCCGGGCACCACGCGGGUCAGCGUCGACUACGGCUACAACGCCGCAGCCCUGGCACUGCCUGUGCCCCUCGCCAACGUCCACGUCCUGCUGCCCGUGGACGAGCCUGUGGCCAACCUGCGGCUGCAGCCUGCUGCCAGCUGGAACCUGGAGGAGAAGAGGCUGCUCUGGAGGCUGCUGGACGUGCCCGGUGCCCCGGGGCAGGGAGGCUGCGGCCGGCUCUGUGCCAGCUGGGAGCCGCUGUGUGGGCCCAGCAAGCCCAGCCCGGUGGCAGCGCAGUUCAGCAGCGAGGGCAGUACCCUGUCGGGCGUGGAGGUGGAGCUGGCCAGCGCCGGGUACCGCAUGUCGCUGGUCAAGAAGAGGUUUGCCACUGGGAUCUACCUGGCAGGGUCCUGAACCAGCUCCCCCCGGACCCUCUGAGCCCCCACCCCCGGGGGGGCUUCUCCCUUUGGUUGUGUGAACUGGAAGCACUGGAUGGAGCCUGGCUGGG
Pogoniulus pusillus (Red-fronted tinkerbird) is the source of this 3733-nucleotide messenger RNA. It is a transcript of the gene FCHO1, whose product is annotated as FCH and mu domain containing endocytic adaptor 1. Gene Ontology annotation, cellular component: plasma membrane; clathrin-coated vesicle; clathrin-coated pit. The record is from RefSeq and is a predicted model, not a curated record. Gene Ontology annotation, biological process: clathrin coat assembly; clathrin-dependent endocytosis. NCBI's taxonomy places the organism in Eukaryota, Metazoa, Chordata, Aves, Piciformes, Lybiidae.